GCGGUCCCUCCUCCCCUCAGUGGCGCGUUCAUGCCGCAUGGGAAAUAAUCUCUUCAGCAAUAACAAACCAAUAACUUUCAGAGCUUUGUUUUUCUGGAACUAAAAUAUGUGAUUCGAUUUGUUGCUUGUGGUAAAUAAUUCUCCUCUUUGCCACUUUUUUACACACAGAUAUAGUUUAUGUGAUGCGUUUUAGUUGAUGUUUUACAGCAGACUGAACAAAUGAAUGCCACAGUCAACAACCUGAAAGCGAAACUUAAAAAAAUCGAAAUUGAACAACCAAACAGAUCCUGAAGUUGGAGUAAAUGGAGCUAUUUACAAUAGGAAUAACUUAAAUUUAAGAUGAGAUUAAGUUCAGUGAUCUUAUGCGGUGAAACUUCAGCAAAAGAAAGAAGAGCAGAUGCAUAGCAUACAUAAGUAAUAUUAAAAACUAGAAUAUGAUAUAUUGGCAUCAUGAACAUCAUACUAUAUACAAUACGAAUCGACAAAGACAAAAAUAAAAGAUACUAAAUAAAUGCUAUAUACGCCACGCAUAAAUUAUAACAAAGUGUAUUGUGACAAAAAUAAUCACAAAUAAAGUGAGGAGAUAAGGAAGUUGCGAAUCAUAAUUAAAUAGAAAAUUGCACCUGAGGGGAAAGGAAUCAGGUAGAAAGUUGUAGAAAAUGCUUAAGAACAUAAAAAAUAAUAAAUAUAACAUGAAAUUAAUGGAAUGGAUAAAAGAGUAAAGAUAUAAAACAUUUUAUUUCAACCUGAAUACUACUUUCAACCUGGUCGCCAUCUUUCCCACGGGAGCCUGAAGGCAGCGCAGCCUCCCAUUCGCCACCGCGGCUGUCAAUCCCAGCUCCAUCUCCCUCCCACGUGGUGACGUUUCCGUACCAAAGUAACCAGGCCAGUCCAUUACGCACACAAAAGACACAACAAAAGCUCGUGUUGGGGGAAAAAUGAGAUCCGUCAGCACCCACAGGACACAACAAUAAGUUCCCAUCUGGCAGCAUCACACAUGGACCAGAGCCUGGGACGACGACAAUCAUUUAUUUAACUCCAGAAAGAAAAGAAAAAACAUCUCUCAACAAAACAUCUCUCUCUUUCUCCAGCAAGCACUUUCCCACCAAGCUGCGUCUUGCUCAGAUCUGAUCCAGGUGGUUUGAUUUUCUCCUGUGGUGUCUGUGUGGAGCGUGCCACACACCCACUCCACAACAACGACGGCUUUUGCUUGCAUCUUCCAGUGUUUCUUCUGUCAGCAAGUCCAGCAGAGCUGCAACUCUUCCAGUGCCAGCCCUGACACCAACGAGGAGCCCUGCCCCACUGACAUGGUGAAGAUGACCAAGUCUAAGACCUUCCAGGCUUACCUGCCGUCUUGCCACCGCACCUACAGCUGCAUCCACUGCCGGGCACACCUGGCCAACCACGACGAGCUCAUCUCAAAGCUGGAAGUUUGCCAAGACUCUGAUGGUUUACAUGAGACUGAGUCAUUUCAAGGCAGUCAAGGAAGAGCCUAUCUGUUUAAUUCAGUGGUGAAUGUCGGCUGCGGGCCAGCGGAGGAGCGGGUACUCCUCACAGGUUUACAUGCUGUGGCUGAUAUCUACUGUGAAAACUGUAAAACCACCCUGGGCUGGAAAUAUGAGCACGCGUUUGAGAGCAGUCAAAAAUACAAAGAGGGAAAGUUCAUCAUCGAGCUGGCUCACAUGAUCAAGGACAACGGAUGGGAGUGACGCUCCAGCCCUUUCGUUUUCUGAUCUUGGAAAGCUCUUUAUUGAACUGCGUGGAGCGUCGACCAUCGACCACCCUGCCCCUCCCAACCACUCCCCGAGCUCCCUUCAAAAACAACCUCCACGAACCUCCACCCCUCGCCUCCUUCACGUGCACACACCCACCUGCUCAUCAUGAAACUGAACAGAACAAAUGACAUAAAAAAAAACGGCGACGAGGAAGUGGAGCAACUGUUGAAAAAUCACGUCACAGAAGUCCUGUCGUUACUUUUAAGAUUGUGUGUUCUCCUUCGCAGCUCCGGAGCUUGGUUAUGCUCUCACCCCCCCCACCGAACCACGCUUACAAGUGAUUGUGGUGAUAUGGCGACCACUGUGCGAAAGGAGAUAGACUUCACUGAAAGGACAUUUCUUUGUUUCCUUUAUUUCGCCCAUACAGCGAGACAAAUGACUUUGAUGACUUUCGUUAUUUUAAUGUUAUUUGCUAUAGUUUUAACUUCUGGGUUUGGUAAGGUUUUAGUUUGAUGGCAGAUGGAUGUUACUGGUUAGCAUUUUAUUUUCCUGUCAAGUCUGUUACGGUUUUGUUUAUUUGUUUGUUUAUUUUAGCUUGUUGUAUCUCUGCCCAUAGCUGAGCAUGUUUUUCUUUGCUAAUGUCCAAAUGAGCAAUCAGGGACGGGUGAGGAGCGGAGGGGAAAGGGAGUUAAUUGUAGUUUAAAAAUAUGUAGCAGCAUCUUGCUCUUUUUUUUUUUUUUUACAAAGUGGCAAAGGAUGAGAUUGCAGUAGUGUGGGAUUUAAUUCCUGAUAUUUUCUCUGUUUUUAUCUUUUUUUUCUUUCUUGUGAAUUUUCUUUAUUUCUCCCCUUCCGGUACUUUUCAUCACCCAAAAAGCAUUGAAAGCAGCACCUCGUAUUUACAAUAUAUAUACAGUAUAUAUACAUAUAAAUAUAUAGAUAUAUAAAUAUUUGUAGUGUUUGGCUAAAUGCGAUUGUGGCUGGUCCCAUUUUGCAAGUGAAAAAGACAUGAAAAGGAGCAGAAAUAGUUUCUAGACUGGGGAACCUGAAAUCAGUGUCCACAUGUCAUAAAGCAUUAGGGCAGACUGUAUUAAUCCAUUGUCUAGUAAUGAAACAAUAAGAGACACAACUACAUAUGAAUAUAUACACAUACUAUGAUAACAUAUCCAUAAAUACUAUGAAAAUGUUCGUAGUACGUAGAUAUUGGAACAUUGAUUCUAUAUAUAUAUAUUUGCUGUCAUGCACAUAUGUAUAUAUGCAUAUGACUGUGUGUAUAUAUGCAUUGUGUGUGUGUGGUCACGCAUUACACAGUGGCAUACUUGAACAAUGCUACUUCGUUUGCACUUUGCAGAGGCCUUUGGUUCAUCUCAGUUUAGAGGCAAAACGUUUGUCCGCUCUGGUCUGCUUUUUAAUUAAGACUAGUGUGUUUAGCAGCUGUCUGCUAGAUACUUUGAAAUACUUUGGUUUGAUUUAAUUUAAAUUAUAUCGACAAAUCCUGCUUUUCCUCUCACUUUUUGCUUGAUUUUGAACCCCUUUUGGAGAGAAAAGUGUAGUUUCCGCUUCUUUGCUGCUAUCCUAGAAACCCGCCAUUUCUUCCCGCUCUUGCACUUUAUCCGUCUCCCUCUCUGUGAGCGUAUGAAUUGUCUCUUUGUGGACAGCGCCUGUGAUUUGCCUCUAAGCCGUAUGAAUCUUGUGCCUCUUCAAAACAUGAAUGGCCUCCCCUCUUCUUUUUUUUUUCUGUUGUGCAGUGCAUAACUCUGAAAAACCGUCAUGUGAACCGAUGUGUCUUCCCCCCUUCCGGUUCAAAGUGGCCCUCAAAAUAAUGUUCCUCAUCAAAAUCCUCAUAGAGCUCUUCCCUGUUUUUUUGGACAACAGAGACUUGGUAUACAUACAUUACACGCAUAUAUUUUCUAUGUUAAGAUUUAGAGGUGCAAAAACAGAUGGAUAUUCAGUAUAUUAUUUCUCAGAGUAAAGCAUAGAGGGAGAGGUUUGGAAUAUGUGGGACGCCCAGGGCUCGUUGUUUGACUUUUUAUUGUAAGGAUAAAAAAGAUGGCAGCAGGUCGAGGUGGGGCAGGGUGGGAUGGGAGAGAUUUAAAAAUCAGCAGUGAUUGAUUACUUUGCCGGCAAGGUCAGUCAGAUCACACGACCUUUUAUCCUAAAAACGAUGACAAUGCAAACCCUUAAUAUUUAGCAGUGAUACCUACUUGAAAAUAUAAAGACAAACAGCUGAGAUAUUGGCCCGUAUUACAGUUUUUGUACAUAAAGUAACAUAUUUAAGGUUUUAUACGUAUUUCUACUGGGUUAGUUGUUUUACUUCCCCAACUUGAAGCACUUUUGUUCACUGUACCUCUGGCUGUGUGUGUGUGCGUGCGUGUGUGUGUGUGUGCGUGUGUGCAUGCAUGCAUAUUAGCCCACAUGCAUGCCUGCACACGAAAGUGAAUGUUUAAUUUCUUUCCCUCAGACAGUUUUAUUUCUCUUUUUCCCACCCUCUUCUUGGUUUUGGAAGUGUUUUUAUUUGUCCUGUUGUUGUUUUUUUCUUUUGCAGCUGUUUGGUUUCACUGUCUCUCCCGGUGAUCUGUGAGGUCGAGAGCCAGGUUAGUUUGUUUGGAAGUGAUUUAUCCCGUUUUUUUUUUCUGUUAGCUUGUUUAUUUAGCUUGUGUGGUGAGAGCCCGUUAGAGGGCCCGUGUUUAGGUCUCUGCUGAGCCAUGUAGACGUUGAGGGUGAGCUGGAAUCUCCCACCAUGUCGCCGGGAGAGCCUUUUCCUUUCGCCACCACAGUCAGUGUCUCCUGUAUAGAGGGCUUUCAGGUGAUUAACCACACACUCUGGCAGCCAUAUUGGAGGUCCUUAGCUUUUGGCAACGCUGGCUGUGAAAAUCUGAUUGUAUUUCCUAAGAACUUAUUCAUUUUUGUACUGGUCUUGUUAGCUACCGGAGUUUAGUCGCUACAUCCCAGUUCUGGGGCUGCAUCCUUUGACGUUUGCAUUUAAAGAGGUAACAGGUCAAACAAAGCCUGUCCUUAUUUAAAGUCUCCUUUAAAUGCAGCCAAAAAUGCAUCCUUCUUUUGCUUGAAUUUGCAGCACUCGAUGUCCCACAAUCCACUGCACACCCAUUGUUUAAAGAGCAACUCAACAGCAGCUGAAAGUCUUGUUUUUGUGUACUCCAGGGUGUGUCAGUACACUGUGACAUCACUGUUUGGUGUGGUUACAGGUGCAACUGACAUGAAACCAGAGAGGGCAUUAAAACAAAACUUUUAAGCCUGGCGUCAUGUUACUCUUUAAUGGUGCAUUCAAGCGGUCUUCGUCAAUUCGUAAGGUCGGGAAAUAUGACGUGACCUCAUUGAUAUUUGUGUUCCUGUGGUGAUCAGUGCUGGUAAACUGGCUACAUUUCAUGAACUCCACUAUCACAGUUUACUUGGUAUUCAUUCGUUAGCCAUUUCCUGGUCAUAAACUUGAAAACUACUGAGACUGAAAUUUCAUUCUUGGCCUUGGAAACAGCAGCUGACAUAAUACUCACACCAAAAGGUCCAUUUGGUAGCUGUUUUGGAGUGUUUGAUCAUUCACAUGAUCUUCCUCAGCAAAUGGAGUUGCCCAGUAACAGUACUUUUUUCUGAGCACUCAGAGGAAUGGAAAUGUGAAAAUCUAUAACGCUAUGACAACUGGGCAACUCCAUCUGCUGAGGAAGAUUGUGUGAUACAGUUGAAACCUCCAGCUACCAAAUUGACCUUGUGGUGUGAUUAUUCUGUUAAUUUUCAAUUAGCUUUAGGAGUAGACAAAGAGCGCCUGAAUGCAGCAUUGGUUUUAUGUCCGUGAGGCUAAACUGAUCAGUCUGGCCUUCAGUUCCUCCGAUUUACACACAUCCUUCAGGGAUUGGGGUGCAGCUUUUAUCUGGUCAAAUAUCAAAUCAUGGCCGUUAGUUAAGUUUAACUUGGUAAACUUUUUCCAAACUAAUAGAGCAAAUAGAAUGGCACUGGUAGCUAAAUUUGGAAACAAAAUAAAUCUACCUUACCCGACAGUUCAUGUCUGCUUAAAUCAUGACUGAAUGCACCUACAGUAGACCGACUUUCCUCUUAACUGUUACAUGCACACAGCCAGUUUCUUCAAAGGACUUCCUAGAUGGUGCCAGCAGUGGUUGUUGGGAGAUUUGUGACCCAAUUGCAGAGCCUCUAUACUCUCCUUUCGAUCAGUCAGUCCAACCAACAAAAAGCUGUUGCCAGUGUCACCACCGGUGUGUACCAAAUAAGAACCAGGUUCUAUCAAAUGCAUCAGUGUCAUGUGUCAAUGGGAAGGAAGGAAAGAAGCCAGGGAUCAUGUUCGAGUGUCUCCUGCAGAAUCAACUGCUAUACCAAAAUUAAAGAGGAGAAAUCCUGUCACUUACGACAUUGUCUUUCUGAAGAAUGUUUUGAUUCUCUGAACUUAACAGCGUCAAAGCAGCCUGGAUGAAAAAUGUAGAUAUUUGCUGCUGAAAACCGUUUACUUUUUAUUGUUGUUUUAUUGUGACACUGGCUGCCGCCUUUUUGAGCUCUGUUACUGUCUAAAACAUACCUGAAAGGAUGUUGAUCAAAGGCAAGAUGGGUAUACAGGGGAAAAGACUGUACAAGUUCUUUUCUUAGGACUAAAGGUCUAAAGCAUGUUGUAUUUAUAAUGGCUAUAUGUCGUGCCUGUUUUAUUAUUAUUUUUUCCUAAAUUUAAAAACAAAAAUAUUAUAUGCUUUUUAUUUGACUACAUUGCUUUGCAUUCUGUCUUAGUAAAGCCAUGUCACAUGUCUGUUUUCACUCUAAUGUAAACUAUCAGAUAUCACAAUAAAUUUUCAAUGGCAUUAA
Messenger RNA from Siniperca chuatsi (mandarin fish), 6530 nucleotides. RefSeq names its product yippee-like 1 (gene ypel1). Lineage: Eukaryota; Metazoa; Chordata; Actinopteri; Centrarchiformes; Sinipercidae. Bases 1308 to 1709 code for a protein of 133 amino acids. The transcript has 6 exons. The record is from RefSeq and is a predicted model, not a curated record.